AUGUCAAUCGCUCUACAGAGAAACGGCGGUGGCGGCCAUAAUAUGAACCGACGGCCGAGGUUCAUCCAUGGGGCGCCUUGCAUCCCCAUCUACAACUCGUCCGAGAAUAAAGGGUUUGCUCAAGAUCGUCGUCUUGACCAGGAGGACUCUUGCAGCAGCUCGUCGUCUUCAGUUGGAAGGAACAGCGACUCGUCUGAUGGGUCGUCGGAGGGGGAGGAAUCCGGUGAGACUGAGGUGCAGAGCUCGUUUAAAGGACCGUUGGACACCAUGGACCAGCUCGAGGAGGUUUUGCCGGUCAAGAGAGGUAUAUCCAAGUUUUAUAGUGGUAAAUCAAAGUCCUUUACAAGCCUAGCAGAUGUCUCGUCUGUUUCUUCUGUCAAGGAACUUGCAAAGCCAAAAAAUCGUUAUACAAAGAAGCGCAAGAAUUUAUUAGCCCAGAAUUAUUUUCAGGAUAAAAACUGCAAUGACUCUAUGACGAAUAAUGGUGUUGUGAUAUCAAAGAGGCCAGCUGCUAACCCUAGUCGAGGAUCGUUUAUUAUUGGGGAGACUUUGAGCAGCUCUCCUAGCUAUAGCAACGGGGAGGGAUCCAACUCCAUUUCACCAUCACCUUCUUCCUGUCUUCCACCUCUGCCUCCACACGGUAGACAAUCACCUGAUAAUGAACCAUCGCCACCUCUUCCUCAACGGAGUUCUCCUUGGCGAUCAUUCUCUCUUUCUGAUCUGCAGUGCAUUGCUGCAGCAACACCUGACAUAACUGGCAUGCGAGUUUGAAGCGGGGAGGACAACAAUCUACAUUGACAUUUUAGCUUUCCAUCCCUUUUGCACGAUUCUGGAAGAAUGUUGGUUGUGUUUAAGUUUGGUCUCAUGGGGUUUUCCACUGUAGUUGGGCAUCUUGAAGAUCGAAUCAGAGUUAAAGUAUUCGCUACGUAUAGGAUUUAGUUGUUAAGUGAUGACGAUAAUGUGUCAUUUUGUAUCAUGCAAGCAUCAAUUUUAUGUUUCUGUUUCCGAAUUUGGGAAUGUUUUCCAUCUUUUAUAGACGAACAAAUUUAUUGACAAAGUUGGUUUUGCUUUUCCUUA
Molecule: messenger RNA, 1077 nt
Organism: Pyrus x bretschneideri (Chinese white pear)
Lineage: Eukaryota; Viridiplantae; Streptophyta; Magnoliopsida; Rosales; Rosaceae
Exons: 2
Coding region: 1-771 (256 amino acids)
Source: RefSeq, a predicted model, not a curated record